Molecule: messenger RNA, 756 nt
Organism: Rotaria socialis
Lineage: Eukaryota; Metazoa; Rotifera; Eurotatoria; Philodinida; Philodinidae
Source: the annotation of a GenBank genome assembly
AUGAAAAGUAUAGUAUUACUGUAUCUUUUGUUUAUUACUGUUGCUCAUGGCGAAUCAGUUUGUGAUGCAAUAUCAUUCGUUAAUCGAGCUGGAUGGGGUGCACGAGAACCAACUUCAAUAACAAAUCUAACAGCAAAACCUCUUUCAUUAUUUGUUAUUCAUCAUGCUGAGGACCCUCCAAGUUGCUAUGAUGAUGAAUCAUGUAUUGAGCGAGUGAAAGAGAUUCAGAUUUUUCAUCAACAUAACCAAAGUUGGGUAGAUAUCGGUUAUCAUUUUCUAGUUGGUGAAAACGGUAAAGUUUAUGAAGGUCGAGGAUGGGAUCGUCAAGCUGCUCAUUCACCUGGCUGGAAUAAUGAUGCAUACAGCAUUUCUUUCAUUGGUAAUUUCAGUACAUCAAGUCCAAAUGAAAAGGCAUUAAAAACGGCACGUUCAUGGAUGAAUUGUGGUGUUGAACGACAUUAUGUCACAAAAGACUUUUAUGUUAUUACUCAUCGGCAAUCACAACGACCAGGCUAUACUACAUGUCCUGGUGAUGCUCUAUUUAGCGUCGUCAGGUCGUGGGCACAAUCUUGUUCGUUUCAAAAUCCUGGAGGGAGUCCAGCAGGAAAUAACACAUGGCCAACUAUUGCUCUCAAGUUCUGUGCAGAAGAACUUGAACCAUCCUCAUCCACAAUCCCAUCUCCAUUGCUAUCCGUCUCAACACAUUCAAUGACCUCGAUGCUUUUAUUUUAUCUGCUAAUAACCUAUUUUUUGUAA